Molecule: messenger RNA, 597 nt
Organism: Kazachstania africana CBS 2517
Lineage: Eukaryota; Fungi; Ascomycota; Saccharomycetes; Saccharomycetales; Saccharomycetaceae
Gene: MET14
Product: adenylyl-sulfate kinase
Exons: 1
Coding region: 1-597 (198 amino acids)
Biological process (GO): sulfate assimilation
Molecular function (GO): ATP binding; adenylylsulfate kinase activity
Source: RefSeq, a predicted model, not a curated record
AUGGCCACUAAUAUUACAUGGCAUCCAAAUUUAACUUACGAUGAACGUAAAAAUCUAAGAAAACAAGAAGGCUGUACAAUCUGGCUAACUGGGCUAAGUGCCUCAGGUAAGAGUACAAUCGCUUGUGCAUUGGAACAAUUACUUUUAGAAAAGGGAAUUGGUGCCUACAGAUUGGAUGGUGAUAAUAUAAGGUUCGGAUUGAAUAAAGAUUUAGGGUUCAGUGCUGAAGAUCGUAAUGAAAAUAUUAGAAGAGUCAGUGAAGUCUCUAAACUUUUUGCCGAUUCUUGUAUGAUUUCAAUCACAUCAUUCAUUUCACCAUACAUUGAAGAUAGAAGCAGGGCUAGAGAAUUACAUGCCAAAGAUGGAUUGAAAUUUAUUGAGGUCUUCGUUGAUGUGCCAAUUGAAGUGGCAGAACAGAGAGAUCCAAAAGGGUUGUAUAAGAAGGCAAGAGAAGGUGCCAUAAAAGAGUUUACAGGUAUCUCUGCGCCUUAUGAAGCACCUGAAGCACCUGAAUUACAUUUGAGAACAGAUUUGAAAACUGUUGAAGAAUGUACAUUGAUUAUUUAUGAAUAUUUAUUGAGAGAAAAGAUUAUUUGA